Messenger RNA from Schistosoma curassoni, 1518 nucleotides. Lineage: Eukaryota; Metazoa; Platyhelminthes; Trematoda; Strigeidida; Schistosomatidae. The record is from the annotation of a GenBank genome assembly.
GUUAAACUUUGUCGUUAAGUUGAUAAUACCAAAAGCAUGAGUAUAGAAAGGAAACCAACAGUAGUCUACUGUUAAAACUAUAGUAAUCAUAGUAUAAUUGUAAAUUUUACAUGCUUCAUUACUAUAUCCUUUAUAAAGACAAGGAUAUUCAUAUAUAUUUCAUAUUACAUAAUAUAUGUUCUGGAAUUUAUACGCUACUUAUACCUUAGUAAUUACUUUAUUCAGUAGUAUAAAACAUACGUCUAAUUCACCGUUACAUUCAAGAGAUUAUGUGAAUUCUAUUGAUCAUUCUAAAUUUGACAAUAUAAAUAAUGAAGAUUUAUUAAUACAUGAUGUAUUACCUUAUAUUCCAACAUCAGUUGAACCGUCGUCGUCGUCGUCCUCGUCGUCAUCAUCGUUAUUAUUGCCGACAAUAAGGUCAGUAUCAUCAUCUAUUUCAUCAAUACCAAAUGAAGAAGAAAUAUUACGUUUACAAUUAGCACUAGCUUUACAAAUUGAUGCAGAAGUGAAUAAAGCAAUUCAUUUAGAGAAUGCUGCUAGUGAAUCAAUUCAACAAGCUGAUUUAUUAAAUAAAGCAGCUGAUGAAGCUAAAUAUCGUGCUCAACUUGUUGGACAAAUAUUGAACUCAUUAAAACAAUCAUGGAAUACUACUACUACUAGUAAUAAUAACAAUAAGGAUAAUAUCAUUGAUAAUUUUUCAAAUGAUGAUAACAUUCAUGAGAAGCGAGCAUUUAUAGAAGUGCCGAAAAUAAAUCAAGACUACUUACUUGAUGAAGAAGUAGGCGGUCAAAUCAUUACUGAUUAUAAUGAUAACAAUAGAGAAAAACGUAACCAAGAACAUCGUGGACAUCAUCAUCAGCAGCAGCAACAGCAUCAACGUUAUGAUAAUAUAAAGAAAAAGAGAAAUCUUUUCCCUAUACCUGAUCCACAUAAUGAAUUACAUGUUCAACACUUAUAUGAUUAUCCUCUUCAUGAAUAUAUCGAUGAUGAUGAUGAUAAUAAUAAUGAUGGUGAUGACGACAACAAGAAUAUAAUACUAAAUGAUUCUGAACAAAAUAUAAAAAAACAAUUAACUUUAGAAAAGAUACGUUUAUUAAUUUUAAGACAAUUAAUAAAACAACAAAGGGAAUCAAGAGAAAAGGAACAAGAAAAAGAAAAAAAAGAGCAUGAACAACAUCAUCUUCAUCAUUAUGAUCAUUCUCAUGAUAAUAAUCAUAAUGAUUAUUUACAACUUGAUAAUAAUGUUAUCCCUUUACAUAUAAUUAAUCAAUAUCCAAAUCUAUAUAUUGAUCGGCCAAUAUGGAAAGAAUUACAUAAUCAAUAUGAUAAUGAUCCUAUUUAUGAUAAACAAAUCAAUCUUGAUAUGAAUAAUAAUGAUAAUAAUAAUUACGAAAAGGAUCAUUAUGGAAUAAAAUAUCAUUUAUGGAAAGGAUCUCAAUUAAAUUCAUUAGAUAAUGAUGAUUCAAUACUAUUUAAAUAAGUCAUUAUCAAAGGAAAGAACCAAAGUAACAAACAUUG